Messenger RNA from Phaeoacremonium minimum UCRPA7, 267 nucleotides. RefSeq names its product putative der1-like family protein. The record is from RefSeq and is a predicted model, not a curated record. Bases 1 to 267 code for a protein of 88 amino acids. The transcript has 2 exons. Lineage: Eukaryota; Fungi; Ascomycota; Sordariomycetes; Togniniales; Togniniaceae.
AUGGCCGAAGUCAUGGACGCCUACUGGCAAGCGCCACCCUUAGCGAGAACCUUGGCUACCGCCGUCCUGGCCUCGUCGAUAGGCAUCUACAUGGGCUUCAUACCCUACACAUGGUUCUACUUCGAUUAUAGGCUGCUUUUGAAGCUACCGCCGCAGAUCUGGCGCCCCGUUUCGUCCUUCUUCCUGACGGGCCCGAAGCUGGGCAUCGUGUUCGACACAUAUUUUGGUAUGGAUCUUUGCGAUAUUGUCCGAACGACCUAUUGCUGA